Messenger RNA from Bipolaris victoriae FI3, 390 nucleotides. RefSeq lists its product as hypothetical. The transcript has a single exon. NCBI's taxonomy places the organism in Eukaryota, Fungi, Ascomycota, Dothideomycetes, Pleosporales, Pleosporaceae. The record is from RefSeq and is a predicted model, not a curated record. The coding region runs from base 1 to 390 and encodes 129 amino acids.
AUGCUGGAAGCUAUCCUAACGCUCGCUGCUGCUAGCAGCACCCAUGCCCUGUUUCUUGCCGUCCAAAAUAUGAACUAUGGAUCUGGUCUCGGAAAUGCGGUAUUCUCAUCGCCGUACUGCCAGGUUGGCAAGGGCAAUACCGCCGCAGAGGCCCUUUCAAAAGCCAGUGAUACCGUACAUGGCACACUGAUUAUUGCCGGAGGUCACUGCGACCAGCUGCCAUACAAGCACACAAACCAACUUGGUGGAUUUUGGGAUGACUAUGGUACAGUCAAUUACGAAGAUAACAACUGGCAUUGGUACUGCAAUCCUGGUAGUGGAAACAAAGGUGUAUGCGAUUCCGGGAACGGAGCUCCAAAGAAGAAGAGAGAAGUCGAGUUUGCUGCCUAG